This is a messenger RNA of Pieris macdunnoughi, 669 nucleotides long. The record is from the annotation of a GenBank genome assembly. NCBI's taxonomy places the organism in Eukaryota, Metazoa, Arthropoda, Insecta, Lepidoptera, Pieridae.
AUGUUGCUAAUCUUAAUCGGUUUGGUGGCCGCCGCCGGCGCAGCCCCACGCUUCCCCUUCAGCGAUGAAACAAGCCUGGAAAAUAUGUUCAACGAUGAUAUAUUCAGCAUGAAUAAUUUCUGGCAAGAAUUCGGCAGAGAAAUGGCGACACUCGAACAAAGAAUAUCGCAAAUGUCACGAAAUUUACCCCAAGUUGUCACAAAGGAGGGAGUCGAGGGUAACGAGUACAAAAUAGAAAUUCCCCUAACUGGCUUCCAAGAAAGCGACAUCUCCGUCAAGGCCAGACCGGGACUACUGAAAGUUGUAGCGAAGCAUAAUUUCGGUCCCGGAUCAACCAGCAACUAUAUCAUUGCUAGGUCCUUGCCCGACUUCGUGGGAGCAAACGGUGACUGGACCUACGAAGAUGGCAUCCUCAAGAUAGUAUUCCCCUUAAACAAUAAUGCAAAUGAAGGUUCUGAUCAACAAACUGUUGCGCCUAAUCACAGUCGUGAAGAAAUCGAAACAGACAACACAGACAACGGUGCAAACGCUGAUAUUGGGUUGGAUAGAUCAGGACAAGACUCUGAACUAAUGACCAAUGAAAUACCGUCUAAGGGACCGGUGGAAGGAACAACUUAUUCCGAGGGAUUGAAGGACGAUGUUGAAUUUGUGCCGCUAUCUAGGUACUAA